AUGAGUGAUCAACGUGACGAAAGGAACAAAAAGGAUGAAGAACAAAUGAAGCUCACACCAGCAGAGUUUCGCGCCUACAAUCGCAUGGCCGAGCACAUGGAUUACUUUCAUAAUCAUUUCCGCCAGAGCUGGAAUGAACUCUACUCUGCGUGUUGCGACAACAAACGGCCAACAGGCGUGUCAAUCCGGCAGUUUCUAAACAUGGGCAUGGAAUUCCUCUCGCAGCUCGGUCUUCACCAUAGCAUCGAGGAGCAAAGUAUCUUCCCGGUACUGGCGAAGAAAAUGCCCGAGUUUAAGAGGGAAGUACAUCUACUCAAGCAGCACAAAGAGAUACAUAAGGGUAUGGAUAAACUUGAGAACUAUCUGAUGGCAUGCAAAUCCGGGGAGAAGGAGUUGAGGCUGGAUGAAAUGAAGACGGUUAUGGAUUCCUUUGGUAAGGUGUUGUGGGAUCAUUUGGAUGAUGAGGUCAGGACUCUUGGGGCGGAGAAUAUGAGGAAGCACUGGACGAUUGAGGAAAUGAAGAGGUUACCGAUGUAA
Molecule: messenger RNA, 537 nt
Organism: Talaromyces atroroseus
Lineage: Eukaryota; Fungi; Ascomycota; Eurotiomycetes; Eurotiales; Trichocomaceae
Exons: 2
Coding region: 1-537 (178 amino acids)
Source: RefSeq, a predicted model, not a curated record